GUGGUCUUUAACGCGUCUGACAUCCCUAUCGAUUAAUUUCAUGACCUUGCAUGACCGACCUUCGAUGGAUGUGCUGAAAUACGUCCUUACAUUGAACGCAGAGACUCUGGAAAAGCUCGAGAUCCAAGGCGCCAUUCAGCGGUUUGGGAGGCUACCCUGUAACGCGGACGAGUUGCCGACGAACUUGCCGAGGCUCACAGAUCUUACGCUCGGUUAUCUAUCCCAGUGGGAAGCCAUAAUUAUUUUCCUUCACUUCGAGGCGCCUGCGCUGAAGCACCUCAAGUUAUGUGAUGUCUCUCGCUCAAUUCUUACUCGGCACUUCAAAGACGGAUUCGACUCGAACAGCCUGAUCAUCCAGAACAUGCCUGCCCUUCAACCCUUUAACGAGUUUUCUUCUACGAUCCUCCUCGAACAUCUGGUUUAUGUGUGUUCACUACUCGAACAAAUUGAAACGCUCGCACUUGAAAAUUUUAGUCUACCACCUUUGGUCUCCGAUCUCUUCCGGCAAGACAACGACCCUCUGAAAAAUUUGCACGAGGCUCCUGUUUUUCUGGCUUACCGCAUGUUACAGAAAUGCUUGCGACUUCGACACCUCGCUCUCAUCGACCCGGAGCAGUGUUUCCUCGAUGCACUCAAUAUGUAUUCCGACGAUCCAGAAACCAGCAGCCCGGCCCCUGUGCUUACCCACUUGUGUCUUGCUUCGUCUGAUUGUGACCACCUGAAGCUCUUUUUGGAGCGAAGGGUGGAAAACCUUGCGAAGGAACAUGGUCCACGUAUUUUGGACUAUCUUGAACUGGCGACAGCGAAAAAAGAUCUGCAUGUGUUGGAGGAUAUCGUAUCGCAGCAUAUUGAUAUGAGCUGUAUUGCAAAGAGUUCGCUGGCGGCUGAAUGGCAUGGAAGCUGCCCUUCCAAAUGUACUUAG
Suillus fuscotomentosus is the source of this 922-nucleotide messenger RNA. RefSeq lists its product as uncharacterized. The transcript has a single exon. NCBI's taxonomy places the organism in Eukaryota, Fungi, Basidiomycota, Agaricomycetes, Boletales, Suillaceae. Bases 41 to 922 code for a protein of 293 amino acids. The record is from RefSeq and is a predicted model, not a curated record.